AUGUCUUACGAAUCGACGAAAACAAGUGCAAAUUCAUCAACUGGUGAAACGAUGACGACUGAUAUGCCAUCACAACCAACAACAAACAAUAGUUUUUAUCCAAAUAGCAAUACAAAUAAUAAUAACAACAGCAGCAAUCAUCGAACGCAAGCCAUGAUAAUGAAUCCAAUGAUGGGUACUACAAAUUAUUACAAUGGACCAACACAAGGUGCACCAAAUCAACAAGCUCACAUGGCAAAUCGUGCGAUAUACCAUUCGUAUCCAUCGGGACCUCCACAUCAUCAUCAAAUUUCAUCACCUUAUCCUGUGAAAGACGGUUCAACAACAAACAAUAAUAACAAUACAGAUAUGAAUGCCACUGAUUCAACGACAGCACCACCACAUGAUCAACAGCUACAGAGUGGUAAUAUGCCACUGCCAACGGCACAAACGCCAUCAGGAAAUGGUAGCGGCUAUAACAAUCCCUCCAUGAUGCCUCCACCUCAUUUAGCUUCAAAGCAACAGCCAUAUCCUAACUAUCCACAACAACAAUCAGGUGACAUGUACAGCAGAACAUCAAAUACUAGUAGUACACCUCAGUAUGUUCCUCAAUAUUCACAGUAUCCACCAGGUGGUGCACCGAUGAUGAAUCCACGAUCACCAGCGCCAAAUACGAAUGCAUAUCGGCCAUCGUAUUCAUCGGGAUCUCCAUAUCAAAAUGGAGUAGCUACAUCAUCGUCACCUUCAUCAACACCAUCAUCUGGAAAAUCUACAUCUCGUUCACAACAACUUUCACCCAAACGCUCAAAUACACAACCAACGACACCACCUGCGCAACAGUCACGUUAUCCAUCUCCAUAUCCAGCAUAUUCAAAUGGACCAGUUGCAUAUAAACCGGGCGGUUCCAAUGGUUAUGUACAACCACCACCACCUCAACAACAAUCAUCAUGGCCUCCACAAACACCACAACGUGAUGCUGUUACACCAGGUCUAGCAAGUAGUACAGGUGAUUCAGAUUCGAAUUCAAGUAAUGCGUCACAACAGCCAAUGUCAUAUCCACAACCACCACCACCAAUGACCAAUGGUCCAACUACAGGUAGCUAUCCACCACAAGUGUCCGCAUCCUACAAUGCGAGUAAUGUUGGUGAUUCUAACAAUACUAAUAACAAUAUGCAUUCAAGUGGACAUGGUUACAUAGAUCAACAGUAUUCAAAUAUGCCACCUCAGAAUUAUGGAUAUCCUCCACAACAAAUGAAUCCAUAUAAUAGCCAUCCCCAACAGAUGCACGGUGCACCAACGAAUGAAUUUCGUCCUCCACCUGUACAAUCAAUGGAUGACGAGAACAAUGGUUAUCGAAACAAAUCAUCAGCUGGAAUGACCGCCGAUCAACAACAACAAGCACAUUCUUCAUCUAUUCUUCCUCCUUCGUCAGCUUCAUCUCAAGCCCAAUCAGUGUCAUCUUCCACUAAUGGACCAAAAUCACCUAGUGGAACGAGCAUGUCAUCCUACGUUCCUGAUGAGGGAGACUCAAGUAAUUCAAGUUUUCCAGAUAGUCCACCACCCUCGCACGAAAAGGGCCAACAGAAACGUAAACUUUCGUCGGGAACAUCGAAUUCACACAAUACACCGGUCGAAGUAUUCAAUAAAUUACGUGAAAUGGGUGAAGAAUCGGAACGACAAGACCGUAAUUUAUUUGUUGAACGUUUACAAAAACUUUGGGAAGAGAACCAAAUAGUAUGCCGUAAUCUACCGACUAUAUCGAAGCAAACGAUCGAUCUUUAUCGUUUGUAUACAUGUGUACGUGAACAAAACGGCUUUCAAGAAUUUUCGAAAGUAGCAAAAAAUCGACAUUGGCGCGAUAUAGCAGCAAAAUUAAACAUUCCGAAUUCAUCAAGUGCAGCUUUCAAUGUUAAACAAAAAUAUAUCAAUUUGAAAUUAUUCCACUAUGAAUGUAAAUAUGAUCGAGGUGGUAUCAAUCCUGAACCUAUCCUGUCUGAAAUUGAUAAACCGCAAGGAAAACGUUCGAAGACACCUAAGAAAUCAUCUAGUAAUAGUGGGUCGACAGCUAAUAAUCUUAAUGAUAGUACUACUGAUAAUAAAGUACCAUCCUCACAAGUACCUUCUCAAUCUCAACCACCCGGUUUAUCUUCAUUACCGCCGCAACAGCAACAGCAGCAGCAGCAGCAGCCAAUGCCACAACAACCUAUGCAAGACCCUUAUCGUGGUUAUCCACCACCACCACCACAUGGACAUCCACAUCAAAUGGGCCAUCCACAACAACAACCACAGUAUCGACCGAUGCAAAUGCCCAUGCAUCCGUACGGUACAACCGGUAAUGAAAUGCAAUCACCGUAUGAUCCAUCUGCAGGAGGACCGAUGAUGUAUAAUAAUUCCGAGAUGGACUAUCAACGUACAGGUUAUCCAACUCCACCUGGUCAACCACAUCCUCCACCGUCACAAAUGAUGAAACCACCGCCACCCAAUGCCUACGGUAUGCCAUUGCCACAGGUUCAACAACCUCCGGGACCAAUGCCACCGCAACAUCGACUACCAGGACCAUACCCAUCGAUUGCUUCGAAACCACAACAGCAACAGCAGAUGGGUGCUCCAGCACAAGGAGAUUAUAGUGCUCCACCAAAUCAACAAGCUCCACCACAAUCAGCUGGACCUCAACAGACAUAUCAUUAUCAACCUCAACAACCCAUGCCAAGUCCGUAUCCACCAUCCGGUUACCCACAACAACAAGCUCCACCACGUACACAAAUGAUGGGUGGACCGCCUCAAUCACACGAUCCUUAUUUAUCGCAACAAGUUCCACCUAAUCAAACAUAUCCGAAUCAAACACCACCCAAUUAUAUGUAUAAAAAGCCGGAAACUCCAUCAACAACCGACGCCUCCAAUCUUGAUGGUCAAGAUUCCAACAAAGGAAACAAAUUACUAAUCAAUCAACUUCGUGCUUCAUCUUCAAAUACAUCUAUGCUAUCAACAGCAACUCCAAUUUCAAUACUAACUAAUUCAACAUCCACUACAUCAAAUUCGACUCUAACACCAACAACUGCAUUGCCUACAACUAGUUUUCCACCUAAUUCUGUCGAAGCAACAACUUUACCUGUAAAAAUGAAACGCAAAAAAUUGACUGGAAAAGACGUCAUGCCAGUCGAUCCAUGGAAAUUAAUGAUGUCCUUACGUGGUGGUUUACUAGCUGAGACGACUUGGGCGCUGGAUACAAUCAAUAUAAUGCUAUCUGAUGAUCAAACUCAUACACACUUUCGUUUAAAACAAAUGCCUGGACUAUUACAAGCAAUUGUUGAUAUCUAUGUUAAAUGUUUAACACAAUUAUUCGAUGAAUUUCAAAACUCGCCAUCGAAUAUCGAAAAUCAACAGCCAUCAUUAAAUGAUUUGAAUGGUUCAUCACAUUUGACAUGUACAACAAUAAAAAAACAUGAAUAUCGUCAACAACAAGAAUCGAUCAUUUAUCGCGUAGAAUCCAAUUCUCUCAAUCGAUAUAAACGGAAAUACCACAAAGAACAAUCAGUCGUCUAUGAUCGUGUUUUUGACGAGUAUGGCAUCGAAAAGAAAGAUCCGACUUAUGCUUUGGAUCUUCAAAACACCGAUGAUUUAUGUGCCAUCAGUACUCACUUUGAUCCAUUACAUCUCGAUGACAGUUUUUAUGAAAAACUUUAUUAUGGUAAUCGAUCAAAUGAGAUUUCAUUAGACGAACAUGAUCACACCUCAAUGACAAAGUCUUCAAACAGUUUACGCAAACGUAUGAAAACAUCGGAAGAUGAGCUCGAUCAUGAAGAGUCAACACCAAUGGAAAACUCGACGAAUUGCCACCAUCGUCAUAACUCCGAUUCUCUAAUGGAAAUUUCAGAUGGUAAUAAAGAAUUUCUCAAGCGUUAUAAACGAAAGUUCGAAUACGAUGAACAACAAAAUUAUGAACUCUAUUCGGGUAUUUGUGCAUCAUCAUCAACAAAAUGUAAUCAGACAAAAGAAUUUGAUUCAUGUUCCAAGUCAAGUGAUCAACAAGAGAAUGCGUCAGCAUUGUUUACAUAUCACUCGCUUGCAUAUGAUCAAAUUUGUGCACGUUGUACAUGUGUAUCAUCAAUUCUACGUAAUCUCAGCUUUAUCAUGGGCAAUGAUAUUGAAUUAGUGAAAUGUAAAACAUUAAUUGGCUUACUAGCUCGUCUUCUUUUACUCAGGCAUGGAGUUAAUCAUAAUGAUCUGUCAGAUAGUCAAACAUCUCUUCAUGAAACAGUAAAUGAUGAUCAAUCAAAAAAUUCCGAUUCGAAAUCAUCGGUACCUUCAUUUUCUUGGACAGAAUGUGUUUUGAAUAUUCGUGAAAAUACUCUCGUUACAUUGGCGAAUAUUGCUGGAACACUGGUUCUCGAUACUUUCGACUCGGAUUUGUUGUACACACUAAUCAAUGGUCUUUUACAUUGGUCAACGUGUUAUUCUGGUGAAGCUAUUGAUUAUUUAAAUUCGUCGGUUAUGUCAGCUCAACGUUUAGCAAUCGAAAUCCUCACAAAAUUGAGUGUUCAUGAAAUGAAUAUGGAUUUCAUUCUUGCUACACCACCAUUCUAUCGAAUUGUUUCAUUAUUUCAUGUUUUAACCGAUUGGUUAAUCGUUGACGAAAUUGGGGGUGGCAUUUCCAACUGGCAUCCACCAUCUUUAGCAUCAUCAACACAUUAUUAUACGAACUAUCCUCGGCCACAAUCACAUAUUCAACGUGAAUUUGCUAUUGUUCUCUUGAAUGCAUUAGUACGCUGUGAUUCAUUGGCUACGAAUGUCGUCGCUCAUAUCCCAUAUGCGAUAUCAUUAUUGAUCAACUUUCUCGAAGAUUAUGAAAUGAAAACUAAUGAAUUGAUGGCACGUUAUGGUCCUGAUUAUAUUAUCCGUUUGACGACUCAACCAUCGAACGCUCAACAUGCUGAACAAAUUUUAUUUACCACAAGUGAUAUGUUAAAACGUGCAGCCACAUGUUUACUUUCGAUUGUUAGUUAUACGGAUAAUAUCAAACUAAUGAAACGAUACGAAGAUCGAAUCUUGAACUUGUCAACGUCGCAUGUAAUUGAUUCAAAUGUUGGACGGACUCUUACAGAUGUUUUGCACUAUUGUUCAUUGCACAACAGUUGA
Adineta ricciae is the source of this 5115-nucleotide messenger RNA. The record is from the annotation of a GenBank genome assembly. NCBI's taxonomy places the organism in Eukaryota, Metazoa, Rotifera, Eurotatoria, Adinetida, Adinetidae.